This is a messenger RNA of Effrenium voratum, 2217 nucleotides long. Lineage: Eukaryota; Dinophyceae; Suessiales; Symbiodiniaceae. The record is from the annotation of a GenBank genome assembly.
AUGGACAUCCCCCUGAGGCCCUUGACGCGCGUCCCCAGCUUCGGCCAGUCUCUGGCACAGGCUCCGCGCAGGGUUUGGCGCCGGCCGAGCCGCGUGAUUCCGCUGGCGCCGGACGCCUCCUCCGCCUUUGGGCUGGAGCAGCAGCUCUUCAAUCUUGCGUCCCAAGCCAAUGAGAUGGUCACAACAGGUCUCACCUCCAACACGAGCCUCCUCGCACCGCUGCUGUUUAUUGGAGGUGUGGCUUCUUCUCUGAACCCCUGCAACAUGGCUUCUCUGCCGGCCGCCGUGACCUCCGUGACGGCGCUCUCCAGGCGGAGCUCCCCCGCGUUUGCGGCGCUGUCAUAUGCUGCAGGCUCCGCCACUGUACUGAUGGCGCUGGGUAUGGCCGUGUCAGUGGCUGGGGAGCGGCUACCGUUGGGGGAAGGCCUCCUACCUUGGGUCUUCCCCACGGUGGCGGUGCUGAUGGGGCUCAGCCUGCUGGAGGUGGUGCCUUUGCGCCUCUCCGGGAUUCCAGGGCUGGGCAAGGCCAUCGAGGCCCCGCGGGAGUUGCAGGGAUUCCUCCUGGGCGCUGCAAGUGCUGCAGGCUCUUCGCCCUGUGCGACGCCAGUGUUGGUCACCAUCACUUCCUACAUUGCUUCGCACUCCGUGAGCGUGACGAGCUCUGCGCUGCUCCUGUUCGCCUACUCCAUGGGUUACAGCACUCCGCUGGCUUUGGUCAGCAUGACCACCGGCCUGCUGCCCAUGUUCCAGGAGGGAGGCCAAUGGGGGAAGCAAGUCAGCGGUGCCGCAAUACUCCUCGUUGGCGCUUGGCAGCUGCUGACCGCGGUGCACGACACCUUGGGCCUGGAAGCAGAAGCGGCCGUGUACGUGCUCCUUGCGGCGGCGGCCUUGGCUUGGAAGCCGGCGGCUUCGCGGGCGCCGCGGGCGGCCUCGUUGGCGCCCCGGGUGAUGGCGCUGGGCCAGGCUGUCUAUGAGUAUCAGCCGCUGCCAGCUGGCGAGGCACAGGCGGAAGCGCCAUCAAGCCCGGGUGAGCCAGAUGGGCGGCGUCUUGCGGUCACGUCCCUGCUGGGUGCGGCAGCUGUGGCGGGGCUGUCGCAAUUCCCCGGAGAGACUGAAGACGCCGCCACGAUGAUUGUAGAGGCCGCGGCAGAGUCCAGGCCACUGCAAGUGGCACUGCAGUCUGGUAAGCCCGUCCUGGUGGACUUCUCCGCGACCUGGUGUGUGGACUGCCUUCAGUCUGCGGGAAUCCUUCGAGACCUGAAGCGGGAGUUCGGGGGCCGAGUGGAGUUUGUCACCCUGGAUGUGUCCAAUUGGCGAGCCAACACCGGAGACGACGACUUGGAUUGGUGGACCCGCGAGUUUCGAGUGGACGGGAUUCCGCACAUCGCCUUUGUGCUGCCAGACAGGCGGGUCAUCACGGCGCUGAUUGGCGACCUCCCGGAUUCUGUCCUCAGGGCCAAUGUGGAGGCCUUGUCGGAGCUCGGAGCUUCCAGCGCGUUGCCUGCGUUGCCCUUUGUGAUGUUUGACGCCUUCGACGAGGGCCGGCGCCGUGUGCAGUUGAGAGAGAUCUACUCCAGCCGAGCGGAUGGCGACCAUGCAGCGAUCACUGCCCAUGUGGCCACAAUCCAAAAAGAGCUCGGCGUGGAAGGGUCCGUGUCCUCGGAAUUCGUGAAGCGCUUCUGCCAGAACGCGCUCUACUGUGAGGUGUUCCGCUUCCGAUCUCUGGAGGAGGAGUGCCGGCCGGAGGAAGGCGGCCUCGACCUGGAGAGUGAGCUCCAGGACGAGGACUCGCUGGCGGCAUGGUACGUCACUCUCCGCGCUGCGGACAAGUUUCGUGAGGAGAAUGGCCACUGGCCGGGUGCUUUGUGCGGUGAUGGGGAGAAGGACAUGGCGCUGGACGUGGCGACUCUUUCAGGCCUUGCGGCGAAAGUGCUGAUGAGCUACAAGGUGACCACGGCUGACCAGAAGACGGUUGAGGAGGUGGUCCGCUAUGGCGGCUGCGAGCUGCACACCACCUCCUCUGUGCUCGGUGGCAUCGCCUCGCAGGAGGUGGUGAAGCUGGUCACCAAGCAAUACUCCCCGCUUUGCAACACGCUGAUCCUCGACGGUUUGCAGGGCAAGAUGCAGGCUGACUCCAUCAGAGAUGACAGCGCGACUGUUCAGGACCGCUUGCAAAGAGUGAACGACAUGUGCAACAAAGUGUUUGAGGAGACUUGA